Molecule: messenger RNA, 1317 nt
Organism: Setaria italica (foxtail millet)
Lineage: Eukaryota; Viridiplantae; Streptophyta; Magnoliopsida; Poales; Poaceae
Exons: 2
Coding region: 70-1317 (415 amino acids)
Source: RefSeq, a predicted model, not a curated record
CCCCCCCCCCCCCCCCCAACAAAAAAAAAAAAACGCUGUGUUUUAUUCGUGAGGAGAGAGUGCCCCCAAAUGGAGCUUUUCCUUUCUGCAGUGCUGAGUGACCUAGCCUCUAGAUCCAUAAAUUUCAUCUUCAACAAGUGCUCGAAGCUGCCAUCGCCUGCUGUGGAGGAUAGCCUGCAAAGGGCUCUCCUCCGGGCGCAGGUCAUCGUCGAUGAGUCCAUGCGGCGGCACAUCACAAACCAAGCCAUGCUCCAGCAGCUGAACAUGCUGAGAGACACCAUGCACCAGGGCAAUUAUAUGCUUGACAUCUUUAGAUGCAAACCUGAUGAUGAUGAGGAGGAGGAGGACACCAAGCAUAAGAUUGUGAGUCACCCUUUAUUACUGAAUUCCAGAGUAAACUGUGUCAGAGAUUUCUUGUCCAGUAGAACAAGUGCACAAAUUUUGAAAGAAAUGCAGCAGGUGCUUGAUCGUUUGAGCUCCAUGAUCCAUGAUGCAAAUGAACUGGUCCUGUUCUUAGCAAGUUAUCCCCCAAUGUACCGUCAACCAUACAGCAUGCAUCUACUGCUGGGUAACUGCAUGUUUGGCCGCCAGAUGGAAGCGCAGCUUGCCAUCAACUUCCUGUUGCACACACGAACUCAUGGUGCUGAAGAACUUGAGGUCCUGCCGAUCGUCGGUCCCUACCAAGUCGGAAAGAGAACACUUGUUGCUCAUGUUUGCAAGGAUGAAAGAGUCCGUGAUUAUUUUUCAGAAAUUGUGUUAUGGACCGACGACCAUGAAUUCAGGGACGAAAAAAUAACCAUUCCUAGAGAAGGUCAUGAAAAUAUAUUUCAAAAUUGCGCACCAAACAAAGAAGGGAGAAUACUAGUUAUUGUUGAGUUAGCUGCAGACUUCAAUGAAGUAGUGUGGAAGAGGCUGUAUUCUGCUUCCAAACGAUGCCUACCAAGUGGUAGCAAAAUCAUAGUGACAAGCCAGUCUGACAAGGUUGUAAAGUAUGGAACAACAAGAGCUCUAACUCUGAAUUAUAUGUCACAAGAGGAGUACUGGUAUUUUUUCAAGAUACUUACAUUUGGUAGCGUGGAUCCUGAGAUGCACCCGAGGCUUACACAGAUGGCUAUGGAGAUAUCCAGAAUGCAUAAUUGCUGCUUUAUUGCCGCACACCUCGUCUCUUAUUUGUUGAGGGACAAUUUUGAUAUCCAUUUUUGGCACAAGGUCCUGAUCUUCCUGAAAGAAUACAUCCAAAAUCAUGUUUCCAAAUUCGGCGAGGGUCCAUUUGAUGAUCGGAACCAAAGUAAACCAGUAGUGCAGAUAAUUCUUUGA